AUGAAGUUCUCCAUCCUCGCUCUCACUACUCUCCUGGCUGCGGUGUCUGCUGGCAAAGUCAUCCAACUAGACUUUGUUCGAACCACCAGCUCCAGCCCCAUCCGACAGAAGAAGAUCACUCUGCCCAAGGGUCUCAAGGUCGACCUGGCCAUUCCUGUGGAAAAUGAUCUUGUUCUGUAUUCUGCAAAGGUCCAGGUGGGUUCUCCUGAACAGGAGUUUGUGGUGCAGGUAGAUACCGGUUCUUCUGAUCUGUGGCUCUACGACUCGUCUGAUCUGUGCAUUGGCGGAGGCUGUAAGCAGUAUGGACUGUUCAACACCAACGCCUCUUCUACUUUCAAAGAUAUUCUCCCAGGAAAGUUUGGCAUCAGCUAUGGCGACGGCUCUUACGCCAAGGGCGACUGGGCAGAAGACACCGUCACUAUCCAGGGAGUCAAGAUCCCCAAGCAGCAAUUUGGCCUAGCCAAGAAUACCACUGCCACUCCUGCCAUUCUGGGAAUCGGACUGACCGGUCUGGAGGCUGCGGAAAAGGAGUACAACAACGUGCCCAAGAGUCUGUAUCUCAAUGGAGACAUCGGCUCGUACACUUAUUCUCUCUAUCUGGACGAUCUUGAGGCCACCCAGGGCAGUAUUCUGUUUGGUGGUAUCGACAAGAGUCACUUUUCCGGUCCUCUCAAGACUGUCCCUCUGAUUUCCUCCUACGCCUUCUGGGUGACUCUGUCAAGGCUGGAUAUCAAGAGCGAAACCAGAAACAAGACCGUCAACGCGCUAGACGUGCCCGGUCAGGUACUUCUCGACAGUGGAACUACUCUCACAUACCUGCCUACCAUCUCCUACGAGACCAUUCUACAGGACUGGGGGAUUGACAUUGACCCCGACUACGGAGCCAUUGUUCCGGAAUACAAGCUGCAGAAGCUACAGGACGAGUAUCUCGAGUACAAUUUGCAGGGAGCAAAGAUCAAGGUCUCGGCUGCUCAACUGUUCGCCCCGGCAUACACUGGAGAUGACCUCAACACGGUAGCUAUUUACCCCAACGGCCAGAAGGCUUAUGGAUUCCUUGUUGCUCCUAACGGUAACUCCACCGAAGGCCUCAUUCUGGGCGACUCUUUCCUGCGAUCUGCCUACGUGGUUUACGACCUGCCCAACCUUCAAAUCUCUCUUGCUCAAGCCGAUUACUCCGGCGGAGCUCCUCAAAUCGAGCCCAUUGACCCGGGUCUCAACGCCGUGCCUGGUGCUACUCCCGUGAGAGACUGGGGGGCCGUCUACAGCAAUGUUCCCAUAUCCACCUCCGUCAACUACACCCCCACCACCUAUACUCUUUCUCCCCGGCCAUACAACGGUUCUUCUACCGACUGA
This is a messenger RNA of Yarrowia lipolytica CLIB122, 1353 nucleotides long. RefSeq lists its product as uncharacterized. The record is from RefSeq and is a predicted model, not a curated record. Gene Ontology annotation, cellular component: fungal-type cell wall; extracellular region. Gene Ontology annotation, molecular function: aspartic-type endopeptidase activity. Gene Ontology annotation, biological process: proteolysis; fungal-type cell wall organization. Lineage: Eukaryota; Fungi; Ascomycota; Dipodascomycetes; Dipodascales.